Messenger RNA from Pomacea canaliculata, 2698 nucleotides. RefSeq lists its product as uncharacterized. The coding region runs from base 515 to 1846 and encodes 443 amino acids. NCBI's taxonomy places the organism in Eukaryota, Metazoa, Mollusca, Gastropoda, Architaenioglossa, Ampullariidae. The transcript has 6 exons. The record is from RefSeq and is a predicted model, not a curated record.
CUGUCGUCUGCUGUACGCUGUCUUUCUUUUCUCUGUGCGUCCAAUGCGCUGAAACUGAAAAAAUGUCUGACACGCGACACAUGCUGCCGACACUGGAGGUCUCUAAUGAAUGUCUUGUGUACCAACGAGGUACAGAGAGGACUAAGAAACUGCUGCACAUUCGAUCAGAUUGCCGCGUGGCAGUUCACCUCGUGUCAAAGUUUUCAACUGAGCGACUAGGUAAGCAUCCACCUCAAAAAAUUGGUUUAAAUUUACGUGAGCCGACAUCGCAAGAAGUUAAAAAUUCUUUUGCUUACAUAUUCAUAUGCGUGCACCCACAAGAACUGACAUUGUUGUUUGUCACUCACUCUACAUGCAAGAGUCCAGCAGCCAUCAAGACAAACACUGUGGUCUGUGCAAGCAGCUUGGAAACAAGGGUUCUCAUGUGACUUCACCUCUUCUUGUGGCACUGCAAAGCUGAAGACGUAGACUCUGAAUACAGCGUUAUAUUUUUUGGCUUGGAAAAUUCGCAGCAAUGAGACGAGUAAGAUGGCAUAAAAGGCUCUUUCGUUGUGCAGUAUUUUUAUUUUUCUCGUAUGUCUGCUAUCGGUUGUACCUCAUCAUUCCUCAGGGUGAAGGCAGAGACAACAGUACGGAUAGUCUUGGAAGCCUAGACCAGGAAAUCAGGUUUCAGAAAGCAGGAGCACUUCCGGCGAAAAGGGCACCAGGGGAAAACCAAUGGAUCAGCCUCCAGCAUCAUGAUCAGUACAGUGCACAGAAGAAUGGUGUCCAGUUCAAUGCAAGUGGAGACCAUAAGUCUUUUGUUGCAUUUCAGCAGAGAAAUGGCGAUCAACAGGCUAUUCCUGCUGAAAAAAAUGAAAAGGCUGAAUCGUUCCUACGGAUGGAUGUACAUCUGAAGGAAGCCCCAAAUUUCUCUGCGAGUUUCCGUCAGUUACAGAACGAAACAGUGAAACGGGAAAUGGAGGACGAGAUGAAAGAGAGACUGGCCAAAUUUCUUUCAGAGGUCGAACAACGAGCAGAAGUGUUUGAUCCAUCUGAACACAAGAAUUUUCGAGAGAAAGACGACCAUUUGGCUUUUGUGACCGCUGGAUCAGAUCUCACUUGGGGCGGUUUGCUUCAGUUUGUGUACUCAGUCCAGUACCAUUAUCCAGAUAGUGACAUUGGUGUAUUCGACAUAGGCCUGAGCAAGGAGAAAAGAGAAGAGAUUGAGAGGUUUUGCAAGGUGUCGGUGUUGGAUACGUACAUGCAAUUUUGGCCGAAACACAUUACAAACCCGAAGCUAAAGCUGUGGCGUCCUAUUCUAUGGCAGAUGGCUCUGGCACACUAUGGUCAUAUUGUGUACAUAGAACCAGACCGUUUUUUGAUGACAAAGGCGAUGAAGGACUACAUCGAACACAGUCGGCAUGCAGGUAUCACAGUAGCAGGACGCCGACUGCAGUACAGUCCUUUUGUUGUCACCAACCCAGAAAUGUAUUACUUUCUUUCAGUAGACGUUCGCAAACUUCAAAAAGUCAGCAUGUUUGAUGUAAAUAUGAUCAUCCUUCAUAACUCUCAACCCGUUCGUCAUCAUUUUAUGCGCUAUUUAAUUUCUUGCAUCUUGGAAGAAUACUGUGUAGCCCCUCCAGGGUCUACUAUCGUCUGCGACCAAAAUCUGUUUACAGGGUCGCAAAAAUAUGCCAAUUGCCAUCGUUAUGAUUUGUCAGCAAUAAAUAUUCUAUUAGAUAAAUGGUUUGAUUACAAAUCGGACAUGUUCCUUGUGCGAGACAUUGUAACAGCUCACUACGACGGAAGAGAUGUCAGCAGGUUUUUAAGGACUUGUGAUUCUGAACGACGGGAAGAGAUAUAAACGUGGUCUUACGCCGAACAGGAGAACUGCACGAGAUCUGUUGUGACCUGGCAAAGAGGGGAAUCUCUGAACUUGUAUAUUGUUACAUUUGGCUAUAUCGUCCACUACAUAAGAAAAUGUACUUAAAUGUUUAUGUAAAACGUACAUCAUCUUGCAAUUCGCUUUGAACUACAUAAACAGUCAUAGAAUUUGAAACAUGUUUUAGGUGCAGUUCAUUGAAGUGCAUGCACUCAGAACUACAAUUGACAAAUCCUCCAUAGGUUGCAAAGCAGCAUCAUUACAAUUACAACACACAAUAAAUAAUAAUGGUUACAUUUCUGCAUAAACAUAAUUAUCAAGGCAUGUAGUAGUAAACACAAGAAAGAACAGCCUUGGGUUGAUUAUCUUAUGUGUAUUUCUGUUUCCUCUUCAAGCAUAGAAAGUGAUAGAAAAUUAUAUCUUAUACACGAUAAGUGCCUUAAGCGUGCCCUUAGGGCAGAAAUAAGGCGCUAUACAAGUGACCUACUACUACUACUACCACUACCACUACUACUACUACUACUAUUAUUAUUAUUAUUAUUACAUAGAUAUCGUCAUAGAAGCAGAAAGAAAUAUGUCAUGAGGUCACGCACCUGCCAUUAGUGUGCAGACCAACUUCUAACUUCUUACUACUUUACUCGCUUUGCUGCUGUCUCAAAGCCUGACUUUCUCCACUUUGAAAGCUAGCUGUUGGCAUCACUCCCACAAUACGUUUCAAGCACGAUGUUAGCCUUGUAUUUUGUCCUAUUGUACUUGAUUGUUGGAUUUUAUUAUGAUACAGCCAUCGAUUCAACGAAACUGAAAGAAAGUAAAACUGUCUCAAUUCAAGGCAAA